AUGGAGAGGCUCGUCUACCUCUUGACCAUAACAUUCUUAUCCAUGGCGCUGCUGGUGCCACUCCGCGGACAAUGCGAAGCAGCUAGAGCUGCCGCUGCCACAAGCUGCCAUGCCGGCACUGGAGCUGCUGCUGCAGCAGCAGCAUCGUGCAGCAGGAGCCGCUGCGGCGGCAAGUCGGCGGGGAAACAAAAACAGCAGCCGCAGGUGGAGGGAAUGUUCGUGUUCGGGAGCUCGCUGGUGGACAACGGCAACAACAACUUCCUCAACGGCUCCGGCGUGCGCGCCGACUACCUCCCCUACGGCGUGGACUUCCCGCUCGGCCCCUCGGGCCGCUUCUCCAACGGCCGCAACGUCAUCGACGCGCUCGGCGAGCUCCUCGGCCUCCGCGGGCUCGUCCCGCCCUUCGCCGACCCGCGCACCCGCCGCGCCCACGCCGCGCUGCUGCGCGGCGUCAACUUCGCCUCCGGCGGCUCCGGCAUCCUGGACCACACCGGCCAGGUCACCGGCGAGGUGGUGAGCCUGCGGCAGCAGAUCACCAACUUCGAGUCGGUGACCCUUCCUGACCUGCGGGCCCAGCUGCGCGGCCCAGCUGCGACCGCCAACCGCGGCCGGGCCAAGGGCCAGGAUUACUUCCACCAGUGCUACCUCUCCAAAUGCCUCUUCGUCAUCGGCACCGGCGGCAACGACUACCUGCUCAACUACUUCAACCCCAGGAAGAACGGCGCCGAGGGUGGGCCGCCCCUGUCAGAGUUCACUACGUCGCUCAUCACCAAGCUCUCGGACCAUCUUCAGAGGCUGUACGGUCUUGGCGCACGGAAGUUUGUGAUCUUCUCGAUCCAGCCGACCGGGUGCACCCCCGUGGUCCGGGCGUUCCUCAACAUCACCGGCGCCGCCUGCAUCGAGCCGGUGAACGACGCGGUGGCGCUCUUCAACUCCGAGCUCAGGCGGCUGGUCGACGGCGCCAGGCCGCCGCGCAUGCCCGCCGCCAGGUUCGCCUACAUCGAUUCCUACAAGAUCAUCAGGGACAUGCUGGACCACCCCGCCAAACAUGGCGUUCGGGAGACGAGCAGAGCCUGCUGCGAGAUGUCGACGAGGUCGUCGGGCGUGCUGUGCAAGAAGCAGGGGCCCGUGUGCAGGGACCGGACGGAGUACGUCUUCUUCGACGGGCUGCACCCGACGGACGCCGUCAACGCCAGGAUCGCGCGCAAGGGCUACGGCUCCAGCUCGCCCGACCAAGCCUACCCCAUCAACGUCAAGAAGCUAGCCAUGCUCUAG
Miscanthus lutarioriparius is the source of this 1275-nucleotide messenger RNA. Lineage: Eukaryota; Viridiplantae; Streptophyta; Magnoliopsida; Poales; Poaceae. The record is from the annotation of a GenBank genome assembly.